GGUGCGUGACGACAAAGAAUGCGCCUCCUGAACGCGACUGAUUUAACAGACUGCUCCUAUAGCACAGUAUAUGUUGUAUGUUGUACAUUCAUGACCAAUAAUAAGUCACUUUUUACUAUUUAAGCCUGCAGUAGUUGUAUGUUUUACUAGCUUUAGCUAGCUGGCAGUCGUGCUAAAGUAGCCUACACACUAACUCCGCUUUCUGUGAAGGUAACUCGCAGAGGACACACUCAUGGCUUACAUGCAGAUAGUGAAAGGUCUGCAGCGGAAUCUACAACAGACAGCGACACUGUACAGCGCCCAGAAAUGCAAACUCGCACAAGUCAGUUUGCUCAUCCACACACACAGGACAGCGUCAACAGCGUCGAGACUGACUUUCCACAGAAGAAUCGAAAAUCCUUCUUUUAUGCCAGUACUGAGCUGCUUCAUACGGCGGGGUAUUUCGCUCAACUCUACAGCCAGAAAUCAAAGCAACCCCAAAGAGAGAGAUAAGUCGGUUUCCAGGUACCAGAGUGGCAGCCCCAAACCUUCAGCUGCACAAAAGGUAAAAGAAGCUGGCAGAGACUUCACCUACUUGAUAGUUGUGCUCAUUGGGCUUGGAGUGACAGGUGGACUGUUAUAUGUGGUGUUUCAGGAGCUGUUUUCUUCCUCCAGUCCAAAUAAAAUCUAUGGGAAAGCGUUCAACAAAGUCAGGUUAAACCCAGAGGUGAUUGGUGCAUUUGGGGAGCCAAUCAAGUGUUACGGGGAGACUACCCGUCGAGGAAGGAGGCAGCAUCUAAGUCAUCUGGAGUUCCUGAAGGACGGACUGAAGCAUAUGAGACUAAAGUUCUACAUAGAAGGCUCUGAGCCAGGCCUCAAAGGAACUGUACACUCAGAGUCAAAAGAGAAUCCUGAAACUGGAAAAUAUGAAUUCCGUUACAUAUUUGUGGAAGUAGACACCUACCCAAGACGAACCAUUAUUGUGGAAGAUAACCGUUGAGAAAGAUAAUGGACUUAGAAGUGUCACUUAUCUGCAAAAGCAUUGUGAAAAUGUGAAUAAUGCGUUUGUGUUUUUGCACAAAUAGCUGAAAAUGUAUUGUGAAUGUAACUUUAAAUCAUCAUUAAAAGCUGUUACGUGAAACAAACAAUUUGGGCUGAUUUUAACAUUGCCGCAGCAAUGGGACAUUUGGCAAAUAGCUUUUUAAAGUACAUUCUCUUUCACAGACUUGUAUGUGUUGUUGUCGUGUUGUAUCGUUUUUUUGAAAAGACUACAGGAUGACCUGCUUUUUGAAAUAACCUUUUAAUCAAAGAUGCUUUUGAAUUGUAAUAAAACAAGUUGGUCUGUUAUUUGCACAAAGUGCGUACAGCAAAAAAUACAGUAUCAGUGUUUUUUUUUUGUAUUUACAGUGUUGGGUUUAAACCAUGGCUGUUCCUAUGAUUGAUCUUUCAGCUUUAUGGAAUUGAAUGUAUGGUUUAAUGGUGCCGUUAUUGUAACAUAAUUUACCCUUAGUCUUUUUUUUUAUAAUACUGUCAAGUAUCUAUCAUUUUAGAUUUCUUUAAAGGUUACAGAUUCCUUCUUAAAAAUUGUGCUCAGUCAUAGCUACGCUUCCUGUAUAUUCCGAUGUCUGCUUUUCGUCUUUGUUUACUGCAUUCUUGAUGUUGUCUUUUUAAAAUGGUUGAGUGCAUAAUAAAACAAUGACCACUAGAUGGAGGCAACGAGUCGAGGAACAGGAACAACCCGAAAUGACCUUUAAGAUUCUUUUCUAUCGUUUCACAUUUUAUAAGUAAUUACAGGAAAUCACAUGCCUGAUUGUAAUAUAUUUAUUAUAAACUAACACCAAUUUUAAUGGUGUUGA
Etheostoma spectabile (orangethroat darter) is the source of this 1835-nucleotide messenger RNA. RefSeq names its product translocase of inner mitochondrial membrane 21 (gene timm21). Gene Ontology annotation, cellular component: TIM23 mitochondrial import inner membrane translocase complex. The record is from RefSeq and is a predicted model, not a curated record. The transcript is spliced from 6 exons. NCBI's taxonomy places the organism in Eukaryota, Metazoa, Chordata, Actinopteri, Perciformes, Percidae. Bases 233 to 979 code for a protein of 248 amino acids. Gene Ontology annotation, biological process: protein import into mitochondrial matrix.